Molecule: messenger RNA, 1350 nt
Organism: Elaeis guineensis (African oil palm)
Lineage: Eukaryota; Viridiplantae; Streptophyta; Magnoliopsida; Arecales; Arecaceae
Product: ubiquitin-conjugating enzyme E2 22
Source: RefSeq, a predicted model, not a curated record
UUUCUUGUUAAUGGAUCCCAAAACCUGAGCUUUAUCUGUUCCUUUAGUUCCUUUUUUGUUUAGGGUUUUGUAGGGUUCCCCAUGCUGUUGGGAUCUUAGGCAAUUCUUGGUUCUCAAUCUGAUUCUUCCUCCUUUUUCUUUAUUCUAUUUGUUUUCUUGAACGUAUGAUUCGAAAAGGAACAAGUUGGUGUUCCCUCUCUCAAAAGCACGUUGUGGUUUUGCUUCUGAUUUUGUUAAUUCUCUUUCAUUAUGGCUAUGUGAUCUUAUUUACUUGGAGAUCAUUCAGCAAUAAUAACUACUGAAACAUUGGCAGUGCUGCAAGUAAUAUUGUCAGACCUGGUAGGAACUUCUUUGGCGGCCAAAAGAUAGUCUCCCCUAGAGAUUCCCUGGGAUGAUGGCAGCAAAUGAAAAUCUACCACCCAAUGUCAUCAAACAGCUUGCUAAGGAGCUCAAGAAUCUCAAUGAAACACCACCAGAAGGCAUUAAGGUUAUUGUAAAUGAUGAUGGCUUUUCCACAAUAUAUGCUGAUAUUGAAGGCCCUGCCGGAACUCCAUAUGAGAAUGGUAUUUUCCGCAUGAGGUUGUUAUUAUCUCAUGACUUUCCUUGUUCACCUCCCAAAGGUUACUUCAUGACAAAAAUCUUUCACCCAAAUAUUGCAACAAAUGGUGAAAUUUGUGUGAACACACUUAAAAAGGAUUGGACUCCAAGUCUUGGAUUGCGGCAUGUUCUUACUGUUAUCAGAUGUCUGCUGAUUGAACCAUUCCCUGAAUCUGCACUGAAUGAACAGGCUGGGAAGAUGUUGCUAGAAGAUUAUGAGGAGUAUGCAAGGCAUGCCAGGAUAUAUACUGGUAUCCAUGCCCUCAAACCAAAACUCAAACCUGAGACAGGAGUAAGAUCGGAGUCCACCACAGGUCGAAAUGUUGAUCAGAAGGAUACAGUUUGCAGCGGCAGGGCACUGCUGCCACCUAAUCCAUUGACCGUCCAAGACCAGAAUGUGGUGGUGGUUUCAGCAACAGAGCCCUCGGUCAGGGCACAAGCCAUUCAGAGGAAGGAAGGAGUGGUGGCUGUAAAAGCUCACGUGGAUAAGAAGAGGAUGGAUGCAAGGAAAAAGAGCUUGAGGAGAUUGUAGGGAUGGAGGACCAAGAACAGGAAAUUGUUUUUGAUAAAUGUUCUUGUACCUUUGUUCCUAAUUCCUGCAACGUUGCAAUGAAAAACUUUCAACAUUUGUGCUUGAACGAUUGGCAUCGUUUUCUCCUCGUUUCUUUUGGACAAAUUGUUUGGCAUGUAUUAUCAAUAAAGGCGAGCUGGUAUCUGCCCUGUUUUUUGUGAGAGGGGGCUGCCAGUCAAAUA